Molecule: messenger RNA, 5506 nt
Organism: Cynoglossus semilaevis (tongue sole)
Lineage: Eukaryota; Metazoa; Chordata; Actinopteri; Pleuronectiformes; Cynoglossidae
Gene: aifm4
Product: apoptosis inducing factor mitochondria associated 4
Exons: 18
Coding region: 3446-5083 (545 amino acids)
Cellular component (GO): cytoplasm
Molecular function (GO): 2 iron, 2 sulfur cluster binding; oxidoreductase activity, acting on NAD(P)H
Source: RefSeq, a predicted model, not a curated record
ACUCUGAAGCUGAGCUCUGAAGGAAAAUGUUAUUUUCUUUCUUGUCCACAAAAGAAACCGUGUUAAAACAAAAUGUCUGUGAGGAUUUUAUUUGAAUCCACAGGUGACGGUCAGACAGUGCAGCGCCGUAGUGUGACCGUCUUCUCCUUCAGCACCAGCGUUACUUUGCUUGUGUAACUUUUUGACAUCAACAGAAGCCAAACAACAGCGUCCACCCGCCCUACUACAAGGGGCGUGGCCAAGAGCACGUUACAUGUGUUUAUUUGACGUUCAAGUGUCGUCGGUAAUUUAGCAAUUCUCCUUUGCUUUUACAAAAAUGCUUUUUAAAUAGACAGACAUCGUCGCAUUUAGAAGAAAUUAGGUGAUAGGAAUUUAAAAAACAAAACAAAUCAAUGUAUGUGUUUAUGUGAUAUCUAUAUUAACUGUAUACUAAUUGCAUAUGUUAAUGAUAUACCAAGUGCAUUAAAACAAACAAUUUUACUCUAAAGCAGGUGAAAACACCAUGAUUGAUCCCAGAUUUAGGGCAUAUUUGAAUUCGAAUAAAUUAACAAGUUUCUUCUAAAAAAAGAUAUAACAUUAUAAAUGUGGUGGACAGGUUAUCGGUCAUGCAGAAUAAACAGUAAUGGACGAAGGUAUUGGCAUCCCUGGAACUUCUGGAACAGAAAACGAACCGUUUAGAUUUCAAUCAGUGUUGCAAUUACAAAUGUUUUGGUUUAUAGUACACAUGUUUAUUUCCUUUAAGUACAUUGGAACAACACACAAAAAAAACACAAGACAAAUGCCAAAUUUGACAUCAUUUUACACAAAACUCUAAAAAGUGACAAAACAAGACAAAACCAUUGGCACCAUAUUAAAACUGUCAGUAGAUAAUUUCAUUUCAAUCAUGUGAUCUUCACUUAAACCUUCACCUUUGGCAAGUAACAGGAGCUGGAAAUGUAUAAAUCCAAAUUAAAGCCAGAUAAAGAUGUACUAUUGACGACACAGUCUUUGUGUUGUGUGCCUGUGUGUUCAACACUAAGCAUGGAAAAGAAAGAAAGAAGAGCAAAGAAUUGUCAAUCUCAAGGUUACAAGUCAACAUCCAUAGAUCUGCCUUUGUCAAUUGUGCACAAUAUAAUCAAGAAGUUUAAAACCCAUGGAACUGUAGCAAAUCUCCCUGGACAUGGACGGAAGAGAAAAGAACUGAUGAAAGGCUACAAUGGUGUCAGCUUAAGCAAGUACCUGCAGUCAAAUGCGGUGGAGGUUUGAAGAUGUUUUGGGGUUGUUUUGCUGCCUCUGGAGCUAGGUGCACUGAUUGUGUGCAAGGAGUCAUGGAAUCUGAAAAGAUUUUGGCCUGUCAUGUAGGGCUGAGUGUCAAAAAGCUUGGCCUGGGUCAGAGGUCAUGGGUGUUCCAGUAGGACAAUUUUUCCAAAGGUUGUGCAAUCAAAUAUUGAGUCAGGGGUGCCAAUGAUUUUGUCCGACCCAAUUUUUGAGUUUUGUGUAACAUUAUGUUAAAUUUGGCUUUUUUUCCCUGCUUUUUGUGAUGUUCCAAUGAAUGUAAAGGACAUGAACAUGUGUGUACCAAAACAUUUGUAAUGGAAACAAUUUUCUGGGAGAAAUGGUUCAUGUUCUGGAAAGGUUCCACAAAUGCCAAUACUUCCGUCCAUGUAUCUUGUCUUAAAAAUGUUAAUGUAUUUGUUUGUAUAUUUUAAAGUCAUUUACCAUUUGAAGAUAAUGACAAUUAAAAACAGGCAAUAGACGUAGACUUAUACAUACUGUUGUUUCAAAAGAUAUUCUGUUCGCAAAAUGUGUUUAUUAUACAGACAUUAAAAUUUCAAUGUCAUAGUUUGAGGGUUAUCGUUAAAUAUUUUUAUGUAUAACAAAUGAUUUAAUCGAUUAAAGAGUAAAAAUCCUCCCUAUCAGGUAAAAAAAGGCACUGCACUCCACCAGAACAUCAAUGUAACGGUGACAUCUUGUGGUUAACAUCUGAUACACGUCCCUCCGUCUGUUACAAGAUUUCUGCCAAUAUUGUUUUGUGAACCUUGUAAAAAAAUACGUACGUGUGGUAAAAACACAAAACGGACGCAAAAUCAACUGUUGUAACUACGCAGACAGAAUAGUACCAUCGCUGUAGUAUGUAGUAUUUAUGUGGCUAACCAUUAAGACAAAUCGUGCAUAACAAAUUAAAAUUUAAAGUAAUUUAUUUUGAUGUAACAGUCUGCAUAAUUUCACACAAAUGUAACCGGACGAAUCUGAAUUCGUGCAUAUUUUCUUGAACAAAAUUCACAUUGACUUCAAUAGCAGACGUGACGUCAUUCUUGUGGUAAGAAUCACGUUGUUCAUAUCUUUAAUGACCGUUGUGCGCAGAAAACUAGCAAUACUUGUUCAAACGACUUCCCGUAUGAAUGUCUUUUCUCUAAUUUAAUUUUCAGUCAUUCUAGAUCACAUGGUCAAGUUAGGUCGAAUUUGGUUUAAAAGUAGGUUCCCUUAAAGUGACAGAAAAACACCGUGUCGCAUUCACGUAUUUAAUUUAUAACCAAAAACAGACUCGACGCAUAAAUACGUAACAUCAUAAAUACGUUACAGAUUAUAGUUUUAUAUACUGUACACUAUUUUAUUUAUGUUUAGCACCUUAAACGCAUCAGUGACGGGUUUCCUCCCCACCGCGUUGACGUCAAAUGGUGGGAGGAGCUUGAAGAGGAGUCGGCUGUCACUCACAUCAUAAAUAACAAGCACACGAGACUGUCAAGCAUCUUCUCUCCGUGUAACUGGUUGAAAUUAAACAGGUGAGCAAUGCUUUCGUGCGAAUUUUUACUUACUUAUCAAUUUGUUAUUUUUUGUGAAUAAAAUACUUUAAGCUCGUCUACUUAUAAGUAGGCUAUUGUAAAAACCAUAUGGAUGUUACGGAUGUUUCAACAGUAAAAUGUUAAAUACAAAUUACUGAAUUACUUUAAGACAUUUAACGUAAUGGUUUGUGGUAUAGUAUUAGUGGUAUACUAAAGUCUAUUACCUGAUAUUAUAUGUAAGAAAUAUCCUGCGCUUGGAUGCAGAAAUAGAAAUAGAAUAGACCAGUCGCCUGCCUCUGUGAGAGAGGGAAAAACUGCUUAGUAUUUGGUUUGUAUUGCACAAUAACAGGUUCUGCAGUCACUGAAGGUGUCUUUAUCAACAGAGUCAUGGCAGUAAGCUACAUGUCCUCAAGGUUUUGUCUUAUUUGCAUUGGAAACACUCAACAAUAAGACAACAACAGAUGCACACAUGUAAACUCCCCAAGUGAAACCAGUGCAGGAAGUGGAUUAUACUGUACUUAACUAAUACAAUAAAUGGUAGAACCUUCAAGGGGUUAAUCAAUAGACACAGUAAAGGACAACAGUAUUCCAUUAAAGGCAAACAUGUUUUUUUUUGUUUUUGUUAAUGAAUCAGGCUAUUGUCUGUGUCACGUCUCUUUGAAUUAACGUUUUUUUUCUGCUUCAUGAAAUGCUGCCACAGCAUGAGUCAGCGCAAUCUACAACACGAGGAGCAGGAGGAGAAAGAGGAGGUGACUGGACUAGUGUGUCAAGAGGAGGACCUGAAUGAUGGACAGAUGAAGGAAGUAACAGUAGGAGACCAGAAGGUGCUGCUGGUCCGCACCCGCGGUCAGUACAGUGCUGUUGGAAGUCAAUGCUCCCAUUACGGCGCUCCACUGAUCAAAGGAACUUUAGUUGGUGACAGGGUCAGGUGUCCAUUCCAUGGCGCUUGCUUUAAUGUCCAAACUGGAGACAUUGAAGAUUACCCAGGUCUGGACUGUUUGCCUCUCUACAAGGUGGACGUUCAUGAUGGUAAAGUGUAUGUUUCGAUCGACAAAAAAUUGCUGAAGACAAACAAGCGAGUGAAGGACAUGUGCACUGUGGCAGCUGACAUCAAACACACUAUUCUGCUCGUAGGAGGCGGCCCGGCUGCACUGGUUUGUGCUGAGACCCUGAGACAGAACUGCUACCAAGGUCAAAUCAUCAUGGUGACCAAAGACAGUCUCCCUCCGUACGACAAACCCAAACUGAGUAAGGCUAUGAACGUGGACCGUGACAAGCUCCUGCUGCGACCUAUGGAUUUUUAUCAACAGUAUGGAAUAGAAGUGUACACACAGAAGGAGGUUGUGUUCGUUAACUCUGUGGAGAAGGUGGCGAAGUUGAGUAACGGUUAUUCGCAGUAUUUUGAUCAGCUCCUCGUCGCAACUGGAUGCAGAGCCCGGCCACUCAGCUGCCCUGGUUCUGAGCUGCAGGGAGUAAAGUUACUCCAGAAUUAUAAGGAUGCCACAGACAUUCACAGCUGCAGUCUGGGCCACAGAGCUGUUGUUAUCGGAGCCUCAUUCAUAGGCAUGGAGGCUGCAUCCUACCUCUCAGACAAAGCUGCUAGCGUGACCCUAGUUGGUGCUACAUCAUUCCCUUUUGAACGAUCUCUGGGUCCUGAGAUUGGCAAAAUGACGAUGCAGAUGUUGGAGGAAAAAAACGUCAAGUUCUACAUGAAGGACAGAGUUGUUGAAAUCAAAGGGGAGAAUGGAAAGGUGAAGGAGGUGGUGCUACAGAGUGGAACAGUCCUGGGAGCUGAUGUGGUGAUUGUCGGAAUCGGUGCAAUCCCUAAUACUGACUUCCUGGCAGGAAGCGAAGUGGAGUUGGAUUCAAGGAAAACUGUCAUAGUUGACAAGUUCAUGAAGACAAAUGUGAGAGACAUUUUUGGUGCCGGGGAUGUCACAUCUUUUCCUCUGGCCAUUUGUGGAAGCCAGAGGAUCAACAUAGGUCACUGGCAGAUGUCACAUGCUCAAGGAAAAGUGGCAGCCCUGAAUAUGCUUAACAAACCAACCCAGAUUGAGUCAGUGCCUUUCUUUUGGACUGUGCUGCUUGGGAAGAGUAUCAGAUACACAGGCUAUGGUGAAGGAUAUGAGGAAAUAAUAUUUAAAGGCAAAGUGGAAGAGAGGAAAUUCCUGGCCUUUUACAUCAGGGAGGGGCAGGUGGUGGCUGCAGCCAGUCUGAUGUUUGAUCCUGCUGUGGCUCGACUGGCAGAUCUGAUGGCAUCUGGACAGACUAUAACAAAGUCACAGGCUGAAUCAGAUGACCUGAGCUGGCUGCAGAUGUGAGCACGGUGUGAUGACAGCUGCCAACCCCUCUGUUCCUUUUUGUUUAUGAUUUUUUAAUCAACUCCAGCUUCCUCAAAGUCAGUCGUCUCUUCUUCUCUCCUGCCCAGAAACACGGUUUAAAUAGCAGCAAGUGCUGUUUUAUUGAAUUUGCCCUUUGUGCAGGGAGCGAACGGUUAAAUAUAUGUGCCAUAAACACAGCACUUGAUAAGACUGCAGUGACUCAUCACAGUCUGGAGCAGAGUCACAGGAAGAAGGAAACUGAAAAAUCAGCCACAUAAAAAAGUCAUUUAUAUAUACUUAUAAAACGUGUGAACACCUCUCUAGUUAUUGGACUGUGCUGUUCACUAUUCCCCCAUUUAUAAAAAUCCACUUCACUAACUGUCAAAAUAUAUAAUGUUUACUAAAGAUUUGCCAUUUCCAGUC